CAAAGCGUAGACUUUAUCGUAUAUGUAGUGGAUGCGAAUUCCACAGUGAAUCUCGCUUCUCCCUCCUCACCAAACUUUGCCUGCAACAGUGUUGUUGUCACACUUUCGUGUUUAUAGCUGAGAAUCCAGUUUCCGCUUGCAAAUAUAUAUACGCCCUAACCUCCCCCACCAGACCAAGUAGCUCAUCUCGCCAUAACUUUACCCGCAGGUACCACAUACACGCACAUACGAUACCUCAUUGCAGGACUACAUUGAUUUAUACCAGAGCUACAAUAUUCCUUACUAUGCCAAAGGAAACAAAACAGCAGGCUACGCAGAUCAACUCUAUUUGGUUCGACGAAGCGGAUGCCAAGCACCGCCCCACACCUUCUUCCAAGUGGAUGCCCUUCCGCAGACUGAAGAUCAGCAACACCGCGACCAGCAACAAGAGAAGCUUGAACAUUACAGUCUCUUCGCCCUUCAACUUCAAUCAUUUGGCCCAUGUGGAUACCGAGAACAUGCCCAACGUGGCUAACGUCUUUUCAGAAAGGGACAUCGAGCAUCUCGGAUUGCGUGACCAUGAGCUACUCACAUCCAAGGAAGACAAGUUCUCCCACAGCCCUCCAACCCCAACCAAGUUCAGGGCAUAUUCCUCCUGUGUAACACCGCCAGUAAACUCCAGAAACAGCAGUCGCAGCAGCAAGGGAAGCCAAAUGACCGUCCCCGAAAGCCCUGUGUUCAGCGAACGUGACCGCCUGUCCACCUUUACCAACGCCACCGCCAUGUCCUACGACUCAGUCAGCCAACAGCAAUACUCCAAGACGCCGCUAUCGAAGUCCAACUCUUUCCAGUGCAGCCACAAGCCCAAGACGGCCUCCGGCGAUUCUAUAAAGUCUCUCAUGAUGCUAGAGCAGGAACAGCAGCGCCAGAGCUGCGACAAGUACAAGAGCGACUUGUGCUAUAGCUCGUCGAGUGUGGCAAAAGAUAGCGAGGAAAGCUUCCACUUUCCGGGUUCUUCUACAGUCGGUGAAGGCUGGUCCUCUCCACCCCCUGAGGGGUUCCUCAGAAGCUCCUGGUACGAAGAAACUCAUAUUGAUCCAAAAGCAGCUAUUCAUACAGCCAAAAACUCGGGAUGCGAGACACCAAAGCGUGGUGAAUUGAAUGCAAGUAUGUUGGGGACUCCAUUGUUGCCAAUGUAUCAAAGCUCCACCUCCCAGGUAACUCUCCUGCUUCAACAGCGGCAGGUACAACAGCAGCUGCAGCCACAGAAGAUGCGCAUUUCCCAGUACUUCCGCAUGUCCCAAGAUGAUUUUAUGAUGGAGAAACUCUCGGAGGUACUUGAUCAGACGUUUGGGUCGUUUGAUGAGGCAGAAAAUACGGAUGAUUUCUUUUCUGUGACCCCUCCUGAAAUAAAAAAGGACGAACAGGCACCUCGAUCCCCAACAUAUGAUCAAUUUAUCGAAACAUUGAGAAACGAAGAAGAUGAGAUGAUGGACUCCGAGAAGACAUGGAACAGUAUACGUGCUUCGAGAAAUAGCACCCACUCCAGACAGUUAGCCUCCAAUGCCAAAAAGGCCGCGAGCCAGAGUACGUUGGAUAAGGUUGACGAAUAAGAGGCUUAUAGAGGUUUUAUUAUAUGGCGUGAACUAACGGAUUUGCGUUGCUACAGAAAACUGUGUCAUGACUACACUUGAGAUAAUUAUUUGCUUCUCGUUUUUUUCUAUCUCAUUUUUUUUGGGUGUUGGUUGGUUAGUGCGGUUAAUAGACACUGAAAACUGGAUUCGUCAUAAUCCUUUCAUACCCGAACGAAUUUAAGCAAUGAGGGAUACUUCGUUCAACUGC
Messenger RNA from Babjeviella inositovora NRRL Y-12698, 1821 nucleotides. RefSeq lists its product as uncharacterized. The record is from RefSeq and is a predicted model, not a curated record. The annotation marks the transcript as partial. The transcript has a single exon. Lineage: Eukaryota; Fungi; Ascomycota; Pichiomycetes; Serinales.